UGAACCCAAACCAACUCACCUGUCUUAGUUGUCUCUCGACUAUCAAUCUAACCACAAGGACUGCAACUCUCUUACCGUUACUUCAUUCAUUAUACAUUAAUAUUGCAUGUUUUUGUAUCCUAAAUAUGAAAUAAAACUGUGAAUUACUUCAAUUAAUGAUUAAAUUAACUCUAUCCAAUGUGUCCUCUAUCAACUUCAAUUUCACGGUGAAUGGUUGUCUCUUCUAGCGUCUUUUUUUACAUGGAUAUUUAGUGUUUGGAUGAAUAUCUAUUCAGUAAUAUUGUUGUAACUAUUGAUUCUCAUUGAUUUGGACUCACCGAUUAAUUACAAUUGUGAUAAACUGUUUUUUAAAGUGAAUCUUCUACUCACCAAAAAGGCAUCUAAUUGGUGCCCAGAGACAUCAAUUAAACCUGACUACUCUACUAGAUCAUUUUUACCUCAAACUGUUGCUCGUUUAACUAUCUGUUAUUUAUUGGUUUUAAUUAUGUUUCAAAUUUUGAUUCUUCUUUUACUCGCUCUUCUUAAUUUUCAUAGUACAUACGGACAGCACCAUGCAUCACAUUAUUAUGGCAAAUAUCUUGGAAGUUUAUCACCAAACUCGGUUCAUUCCGUAAAAGGAAAAGUUUAUGCAGUCAAUGAAACUGCCAUUUUCAUCGAAGACUUUUCUUAUGAUGGAGCUGGGCCAGAUGCAUACUUUUGGGCUGGUUCUUCACCAUCGCCAGAUAUAAAUGGCUUCAUCAUUCCCGACUCACUUGGAAGAUAUGCUGUUCUUAAAGGAUAUUCAAAUCAAAAUGUGUUGCUCAAUUUACCUAAAGGAAGGACCCUCCAGUCAAUCCGUUGGAUUUCAAUUUGGUGUCGAAGUUUCACUGCUGAUUUUGGUCAUAUUAAAAUUCCUGCCAACUUUGAUCCUCCAAAACCUAUUAACCUUGGACCCAUUAAAGGUUUAGCUCAUGGAGUUAGUGCUUCAGCUGUAAUUAUCAUGGAUGCUAAAACAUUGUUUAUUAAAAAUCUUUACUAUGAUGGAGCAGCUCCAGAUGCCUUCUUCUUGGUUGGAACUGGUAACAAGCCUCAUCCACGAGGUCAAAAGGUACCAGAUGAAACAAACAGUCUAGAGAAACUUCAUGGCUAUUCUGGUGCAGACAUUUGGCUGCGAUUACCAAGAGGACUCACAGUUAUGGACAUUGAUUGGUUUGGACUUUAUUGUAUUACCUAUCGUGAAGAUUUUGGCAACGUCAGGGUUCCUAAAAAUUUGAAUGUUCCUCCUGAUUAUGUGUUCCUUGAAAGCAAAGUUGAACCUUUCAUGAGCUGUCUAACAAUCUUUCCAGGAUUGAUGCAAAUCAGUUGGGAAGUAAGAGAUCAAGAAAUAUUUUUCCAACUCGAAGGCAAAGUUGAACCUAAUCAAUACUUGGCCUUUGGUUUGAGUGGAAGCUCGGAGCGACCUGAAAUGAUUGGUGCUGAUGUAGCGGUUACCUUUUAUGAUACGUUAACAAGCUCAGUUCAAGUUGUUGAUUAUACAUUGAAGCAUAAAUCUCAGUGUGCACCACAAUCAUAUAGUGGAGCUUGUCCUGAUGAUUUAACUCUUGGUGGUCGUCAAGAUUUAAUCAUGAUCUCUGGUAACUAUCUUAAUGGCUAUCUUAAAUCUAUUUACAAACGAAACAUAAUUACUGGUGAUCCCAAUGCCGAUCAAGAUAUACUGCCUGAUGAAUACGCAACUAUCGUGGCUGCGAUUGGACCAGUUAACUCUCGACGUCAAGCAGCUUAUCAUAACAUUAAAUAUACUCGAGCUAAUGAUUUACCAAUACGAAUUGCCUUUAACAAAAUUCCCUUGAAUCGAAACUGUUCAUCUUUAAAUACGGACAAUGUUAUAUCAAGUAGUAUACGAUCACCCAUCAAAUCACGAGCCUGGAAACAAGAAAAAAUAAGAGACACUAACAUUUUACGAGCACAAAUUGGACCUGCUGGAGGUGAUCGAGGAUACACAGCAAUUACUGGUCUACAGUCUUGGGGAAUUGCAUGGUGGGUCAAUGGAAAGUUGAUUCCUGAAAUUGUUGUUCAACGAGGUAAAAAUUAUACAUUCAUUGUUGAAGGAGGCAAUGAUCCAUCCAAUCAAGCUCAAUACCAUCCACUGUACAUUACUGAUAAUCGGGAAGGUGGAGGAGGUCAAGAUCCAUCCAUGUUAGAUACACCAGGUCAUAGAGUAUUUGCUGGUGUCUCGUUUAACCGAGGUGUACCCGAUCCUAAUCCUGGUGCUGGACGAUAUUGUGAAUGGAAACAUCGAUCUGGAAUUGAUAGAGCCAAUGAAGUUGACUCGGUGGAGGAAUAUAAAGAAACACUCCGUUUAGACUGUAAACCUGGAAGUCCUGCUAUUUUUACAUGGACACCAGACGACAAAACUCCAGAUGUUGUAUAUUACCAGUGUUAUACUCAUCGGAAUCUUGGAUGGAAAAUUUUAGUUAGCUCAAGCUUCAAAUUAACUUACAGUUUAAAUCUUAUUGCCAUCCUCAUUUCAUUAUUACUACUGCUUUGAUUGUCAAAUUCGUAAUGAUUUUUUGAAUAGAGAAAAAAGCUAAAUCAAUUUUUGUUUUUUAUUUAAAUUAAUAUGGAUCAAUCUGAAUACGCAAUCAACUAUGUACAUUUUUAUUCCAUUGAAAAAUUAUGAAAAAAAUAUGAUCAACGAUCAGAAGGACAGUACAAGCUGAAACCAAGAAUAUGAAACGUAUUAUAAACAUCAGCUAACAUUAAUACUGUAAAUAAUUGACCGAGAAAUACAUCCUCAUAUUAUAUCUACAAAUUGGAAUGAAUACAAUAAUGGAAUCAAAAUAAUAGGAAAAAAUAUGAACCUUUUCAUCGUUUAAAUCAACUAAUCCUUUAAAGACAAGUCAAGAAGAAGAUACAAGUGGAAAGAUGAUAAUAAAAGAUCAAAUUGUGAGCCGAACCGAAUGAAGAAGCUAAAAUUAUGACUAAAACCCAUUGGAUUCGCUUCAAGUAACUAUGUUAUUUGAUGUUGUGCUCAGCAAAAGGAUCUUGAAUAUUUGUCUCAAGGGAAUGGUCAUUUCAAUGAUAAACAGACCGUCGCAACCAAGUAUCAUUAUUUUAAUCAUCACCUUCACCAUUUUAAUCACCAUUAUCAUCAUCAUCAUCAUCGCCAUCAUCAGUAUCACCGUUACCAUCAUUCACAUCCUUCAGUUUCAACGGUUUCUUCAACUAUUUUCUUAAAACUCAUGCCAAAUAGGAAAUCAAAGCUCAUUGGAAAGCAACAAUUUUUUGGAACAAAAAAUUCAAAUGAAUUCAAUUUAUAUUUUACAUUUCAUCUGUAAAUGAUCGGAAAAAAGUUGCGAUUUGAACGGAUGCGAUAAGGAUUGACAAAAAGGAUCUUCAUUUCCCGGUAUCAACAAAAUCACCAAAAAUUGUCAAAAUUAACAUUUUAUCUGAUUCAAUGAAUUGUUUCUGUUUAAGAAAACAUCCGUUGUUAUCUUAAUUUAAAUGUCCAAAUGUUCAUCAACCUUUCCAGCAAAUAAAUAUCAAAUGAAGGAGAAAGACAACAUUUAAUUGUAAUCUAAAUUAACUUCAGAUGCUUCUGAAUUGCUCUAUUUUGUAACAAUUUGUAAAUGUUGAUUGAUAAAGAUAUGUCAACAAAUGAA
Tetranychus urticae (two-spotted spider mite) is the source of this 3641-nucleotide messenger RNA. Its product is annotated as protein Skeletor, isoforms B/C. The record is from RefSeq and is a predicted model, not a curated record. NCBI's taxonomy places the organism in Eukaryota, Metazoa, Arthropoda, Arachnida, Trombidiformes, Tetranychidae.